Macrosiphum euphorbiae (potato aphid) is the source of this 429-nucleotide messenger RNA. Lineage: Eukaryota; Metazoa; Arthropoda; Insecta; Hemiptera; Aphididae. The record is from the annotation of a GenBank genome assembly.
AUGUGUAACCGAUCUACAACUAUAGAUGAAAUUGUUAAAGAUCGGAUUUGUAUACGACUAAUUGAAACCAAGUGGGUCGAUAAAGUAGAAAACUUAAUUUACGUUGCACUUCAAAAACGAAAUGAAAGGGGUCAAGAUUUAACUACUGUUAAAUUUGAAGAAAUGUACCAAGAUGUUUGUGAAAUUGCUCGUGAUGGAUUACCAAUGAGAAUGGAAAAUGAGUUGCAUGAAAAAAUGAAUGACUUUUUAUCAUCAAAUAUUGACGGAAGUGAUAACCCUUAUACCAUGAAUUUAUCGGAGUCUAAUUCUCCUAGUGCAGUAAAUGUUGAUACUAAUGAUACUCCUUCUGAUGGUUCCUCUGAUGUGUUCAAUGAUAUCCUUGAUAUAACUUUAGGUGUUUCUACUAAUGAAAAAACAAAAAUCCGUUAA